Molecule: messenger RNA, 1485 nt
Organism: Ogataea parapolymorpha DL-1
Lineage: Eukaryota; Fungi; Ascomycota; Pichiomycetes; Pichiales; Pichiaceae
Product: Nucleolar protein 56
Exons: 1
Coding region: 1-1485 (494 amino acids)
Cellular component (GO): box C/D methylation guide snoRNP complex; small-subunit processome
Molecular function (GO): snoRNA binding
Source: RefSeq, a predicted model, not a curated record
AUGGCAGGACUAGAUUACCUUCUUUUUGAGGAGGCCACUGGAUAUGCCAUUUUCAAGGUGAAACUUCAACAGGACGAGAUCGGCUCGCGACUCAAGGAGGUCCAAGCCGCAUGUAACGAUUUGGCGGCCUUUUCGAAGCUGGUGGAGCUGGUGUCGUUUGCUCCAUUCCAGGGCGCUGCGCAAGCUCUGGAGAAUGCCAACGAAAUCAGUGAAGGUCUUGUCUCCGACUAUCUGAAGUCUGUGCUCGAGCUAAACAUCCCUAAGGGCUCCAAGAAGAACAAGGUCGCUCUUGGUAUUUCCGACAAGGCUCUGGGUCCUUCCAUCAAGGAGGUGUUCCCAUACAUUGAAUGCUACUCCAACGAGGUUGUGCAGGACCUUUUGAGAGGAAUCCGUGUUUUUGGAGCCAAAUUGCUCAAGGGACUGCAAGAAGGCGAUCUUGAGAGAGCACAGCUUGGUCUGGGCCACGCUUAUUCCAGAGCCAAGGUCAAGUUCUCUGUCCAGAAGAACGACAACCACAUUAUCCAGGCAAUUGCUCUGCUCGACCAGCUGGACAAGGACAUCAACACCUAUUCGAUGAGAGUCAAGGAGUGGUACGGCUGGCACUUCCCAGAGCUUGCCAAGAUCUGUAACGACAACCACCAAUAUGCUCAGCUCGUUUUGUACAUCAAGGACAAGACAUCGCUGACUGAAGACAGUCUGCAUGACCUGGCAGCCAUUGUGAACGAGGACGCUGGUGUUGCGCAGCAGAUCAUCGACGCUGCGCGGAUUUCGAUGGGUCAGGACAUCUCUGAGCAGGAUAUGGCCAACGUGCUCACUUUUGCAGAAAGAACGGUCUCCAUUUCCGAAUAUCGCAAGAAUCUGUACAGAUACCUGACCGAUAAGAUGCACACUGUUGCGCCAAACCUGUCCGAGCUGAUUGGAGAGGUUGUUGGAGCCAGACUCAUUUCGCACGCCGGUUCGCUUACUAACUUGUCCAAACAGGCCGCUUCCACGGUGCAAAUUCUGGGAGCAGAGAAGGCGUUGUUCAGAGCUCUGAAGACGAAGGGAAACACGCCUAAGUACGGUUUGAUCUACCAUUCUUCGUUUAUCGGCAAGGCUUCUGCCAAGAACAAGGGAAGAAUCUCCAGAUACCUGGCCAACAAGUGCUCGAUUGCUUCUCGAAUAGAUAAUUAUUCUGACGAGCCAAAUAACGUUUUUGGCCAAAUUCUGAAGAAGCAGGUUGAGCAGAGACUUGAGUUCUAUGACACGGGGAAGUCGCCAAUGAAGAACUCGGAGGCCAUCCAGGAGGCUCUUGAGCUUUCAGGCAAGACUGUUGGUGUGGCUGAUCUGAUUGAGGAGCCAAAGAAGGAGAAGAAGGAGAAAAAGGAAAAGAAGGAAAAGAAAGACAAGAAGGAGAAGAAGGAGAAGAAAGACAAGAAGAGACACGCUGAGGACGGUGACGAGGACGAGAAGAAGAAAAAGAAGAAGAAGAAGUCCAAAGACUGA